Messenger RNA from Oreochromis aureus, 1602 nucleotides. RefSeq lists its product as uncharacterized. Lineage: Eukaryota; Metazoa; Chordata; Actinopteri; Cichliformes; Cichlidae. The record is from RefSeq and is a predicted model, not a curated record. Bases 624 to 1451 code for a protein of 275 amino acids. The transcript has 4 exons.
GCACAGCUAUUAAAAACAGCAGAAUCUUCGGCGGACAAGAUGCAACAGCAGGAAGUUGGCCUUGGCAUGCCAUUGUAGUAAAUUAUGGACCUUAUGGAUAUAUUCAGUGUGGAGGUUCCCUAAUCACCAACCAGUGGGUCCUGACAGCUGCUCGGUGCUUACCAUCUUCAAGUUACAACACUGUGGUUCAUCUGGGACGCUACAACCAGUCAGGUUCAAAUCCAAAUGAGCUGACUCAGAAAGUGGAAGACAUAGUCUGCCAUUCUCAACGUCCCGAUUACUACUACUACUACUACUGGCCAUACAAUAAUGACAUUUGUCUUCUGAAGCUGGCGUCUCCUGUGAAUUUCACAGACUACAUUCAGCCGAUAUGCUUAGCCUCAGGAAACAGCACUUUCUACAAUGGGACCAGCAGCUGGGUCACUGGUUUUGGUUAUGAUAAUUAUUAUCAAUUUCCCAACAUCCUGCAAGAAGUUAAUGUACCAAUAUUGGGAAACAAUGAGUGCAGAUGCAACUUGGGUGACUACAGCUACUGGCCUCCCCACAUUACAGAGAACUUUACCUGCACUGGUCCCAGAUUUGGAUGGAAGGGUCUAUGUUAUGGAGAUCGAGGAGAACCACUCAUGAUGAAGGCAGGAUCAGUCUGGGUCCAGAUUGGAAUUACUAGUUAUAGUGCUUGUUGGGGACCUUCAAUCUACACUCGUGUGUCCCAAUACCAGAAAUGGAUCAGUGACACUGUCACAGGGACACCACCUGGUUUUGUUACCUUCACCUCUUCAGGCUCAGACAGCGACUCAAACUUCACCUGCCCAACAUCACCACCUAUAACCAUCCCCGCACCUUUUAACACCACUGCCCCCACCCCGUUUAACACUACUAACCCCACCCGCUUUAACACCACUGUCCCUACCCCUUUUAACACCACUGCCCCCACCCCGUUUAACACUACUAACCCCACACGCUUUAACACCACUGCCCCCACCCCGUUUAACACUACUAACCCCACCCGCUUUAACACCACUGCCCCCACCCCGUUUAACACUACUAACCCAACCCGCUUUAACACCACUGUCCCUACCCCUUUUAACACCACUGCCCCCACCCCGUUUAACACUACUAACCCAACCCGCUUUAACACCACUGUCCCUACCCCUUUUAACACCACUGCCCCUACCCCGUUUAACACUACUAACCCCACCCGCUUUAACACCACUGCCCCCACCCCUUUUAACACAACUGUCCUUACCUCUUUUAACACCAAUGCCUCCACCCCGUUUAACAACACUGCCCCCACCCCAUUUAACAAUACUAAACCCACCCUUCUCAAUACUACUGUUUUUGUCAUUCCAACCACACGUAACAAUGGUGAAAAUCUGACCCACUUCACUCACUUUACCUCUCUCUGUGGUCUUGUUGUGUUGCUCCAUCUGUUUUUUGCAAGUGGAAAGUAAUUCAGCACAUUUACUCACGUUUUGUACUUAAAUACAAACUUGAAAUACUUUUACUUUACCUGAAUACUCAGGUUUCAUAACAUUUUAGAACUCUGAGGUAAAUGUUAAAUGUUUUAUUCCAAUAUAUUUCUGGUAACUUUAAAAGUGCAAU